GAAAACUGAGCGGUGUAAGUCGUAGUGCUAGUACUUCUGCACGACCUGUCUUGUAUGACAUCUGUAGAAGCGUUAGUACAGCCUUCUUGCUCUUCCGGGGAGAAAGACACGUAAGAAAUCUAGCGCAAGAACAGCACCAUUAUGCACCUGCCUCGCACACAAUUUUACUUCCGCUAUCUCCACCGCUUUUAAACCUUUUGUUUUAUUUCGUCUCCCCAAGAAUCGGAAUCCACUUCUUUCGGAUUACAUAUUUUUGCAACAAUUUCAAAAAUUUUCUCUACUCCUCUGCUAGUUGUUUUCCUUCGAGAGGUAGGAUAGUGUGGCGAAACCUCUCAUGGUGCGUGUCAGCAUCCGAAAAAAAAGAAGUCCAAUAA
Amoebophrya sp. A120 is the source of this 374-nucleotide messenger RNA. The record is from the annotation of a GenBank genome assembly. NCBI's taxonomy places the organism in Eukaryota, Dinophyceae, Syndiniales, Amoebophryaceae.